UUGCCUUGCGAUUGACCUUUUCUCCGAACAACGUGGUGUUUUACGUGGUUGCGUGGAUCGACUUCUACUAUUCGGUCUUGAUGAUGACGUACGAAACGUGUUGUCCACGUACAACAGCCAACAUGUUUGCAGAGAAACAAACAGAAAAAUUCUUCGUCUCUAUCCACUAAGUACUGACAGUGAUGUGGUCACGUUGUGCUCCUGUAGCGGCGAUCAAUGCAACGAUCACGACAUGCUGAUGGCGCUCAACUCGUCUGAUAGGACCCACAAACUCGUCCACGCCGUACUUUUGCUACCAAUGAUCACUGUAUUGCUCCAUUUAUAG
Angiostrongylus costaricensis is the source of this 325-nucleotide messenger RNA. Lineage: Eukaryota; Metazoa; Nematoda; Chromadorea; Rhabditida; Metastrongylidae. The record is from the annotation of a GenBank genome assembly.